AUGUGGCUACCUUUUACCUUUUUAUUCUUGUGCAUACUGCAAUUGGCAGCUUGCGCAGAAGACUUUUACCAACUUCUUGGUAUAGACAAGCAAGCUUCAGAAAGAGAUAUCAAGCGCGCAUAUAGGACUUUGAGCAAGAAGUAUCACCCGGAUAAGAACCCAGGAGACGAAACAGCCAAACAAAAGUUUGUUGAAAUCGCCGAAGCUUACGAAGCCCUCUCCGUCCCAGAAACCCGCAAAAUAUACGAUCAAUAUGGACACGAAGGACUAAAACAAAGACAACAAGGAGGACAAGGCGGAGGUCACCACGAUCCAUUUGAUCUUUUCUCCAGAUUCUUCGGUGGAGGAGGACAUUUCGGCGGCGGCCAUGGACAACGAAAAGGACCCGAUAUGGAAGUGCGAGUAGGAAUACCCCUUCGCGAUUUCUACAACGGACAUACCACCGAAUUUCAACUCGAGAAACAAAUGAUAUGUGAGGAAUGUGAAGGAUCAGGAUCUGCCGACGGUCAAGUCGAUACAUGUAAUGUAUGCCACGGCCAUGGAGUCCAAUUAAAGAAGCAUCAACUCGCGCCUGGAAUUUUCCAACAAGUACAGGUAAAAUGUGAUCACUGUGACGGCAAAGGACAAACGAUCAAACACAAAUGUCCCGUCUGUUCCGGUUCUCGCGUCAUCCGUAAAGUCCAGACGCACUCACUAGUCAUCGAGCGCGGAGCCCCCAAGGGCCGAACAAUAAACUAUGAAAACGAAGCCGACGAAUCUCCCGACUGGGUUGCUGGUGAUCUCCACGUUACUUUAGUUGAGAAGGAAGCGAAUCUCGAAGAAGACAACGAAUUAAAGGUUGACGGGACAUUCUUCCGUCGUAAGGGCGAUGAUCUUCAUUGGCGCGAAAUGCUCUCAUUGAGAGAAGCAUGGAUGGGAUCAUGGACACGAAAUCUUACACACUUAGACGGGCACAUCGUGCAACUGUCUCGCGAAAGAGGACAAACUGUUCAACCAGGUCAUGUGGAACAUGUGAAAGGAGAAGGAAUGCCAAAAUGGCAUGAGGAUGGAGAUAGUGUUUAUCAUGAUACGCAAUUCGGAGAUUUGGUUGUAGAGUACACAGUCGUAUUGCCGGAUCAAAUGGAUAAGGGAAUGGAGAAGGAUUUCUGGGCUCUAUGGGAAAAGUGGAGGAAGAAGAAUGGAGUCGAUUUGGCAAAAGACAGUGGAAGGCCCGAGACUCCAGUUGCGGGAGGAAAGGAUGAACUAUGA
Messenger RNA from Botrytis sinoallii, 1248 nucleotides. RefSeq lists its product as uncharacterized. The coding region runs from base 1 to 1248 and encodes 415 amino acids. The record is from RefSeq and is a predicted model, not a curated record. The transcript is spliced from 3 exons. Gene Ontology annotation, cellular component: cytoplasm. NCBI's taxonomy places the organism in Eukaryota, Fungi, Ascomycota, Leotiomycetes, Helotiales, Sclerotiniaceae. Gene Ontology annotation, biological process: protein refolding. Gene Ontology annotation, molecular function: Hsp70 protein binding.